Suillus subaureus is the source of this 432-nucleotide messenger RNA. RefSeq lists its product as uncharacterized. Bases 1 to 432 code for a protein of 143 amino acids. The record is from RefSeq and is a predicted model, not a curated record. NCBI's taxonomy places the organism in Eukaryota, Fungi, Basidiomycota, Agaricomycetes, Boletales, Suillaceae. The transcript has a single exon.
AUGCCAAUACCAUGGGAUGACUGGGGCCCGUCAAAUGCUCGUAUUUUCCAGCACCCAUGUGAAUGCAAAAUUCACGUCAGCGGGAAUCGAGUCUUGCAGGCAUUCCCAGUUGGCACGCACGUGCGCUUCCCGGAAUGUCCUAAGGAGUAUAUAUUGCAUAUGAUGGACUUCAGUCCACUAGCUGUGACGAACAGGCGGGGUCUAGGACGAGUGGUCAAAGAUCCAUCUACGAUAGACGUCACCGAGUACUAUGGACUGUAUAGGCGGAGCUUGACGACAUCACUGCCUUACGUCGAGGUCGUUUCGGACAGGAAGAUGGAAGCUAUCGAUUUGGAGGACAUAUGGCUCGAUAAGGACAACAUUUAUAUGCUCAACAACGUGGAUUCUAUUAAUGAUGAGAAUAUUAGAAGGCUCGAGGUCAUUGACGUUUAG